CCCCUUUUUCCCACCGUGGCUUCUCCGAUUCAUCGUGCAGCGGCUGAAUAAAUGUGCAUGUGCCUGGAUACACUGUAAAAUGGAUGCAUGUGUUUACGUCAGGCCUUCAACUUCUACCACUUUCAAACUUAAAGGGGAUCUAAAACCCCCAAAAUAAAAUGUCAUCGUAAGCAACUUCCCAAUAGACAUUCAUCGCAGAUCUUCAACGGUCUUCGAUUUAUUUGUACCCGUCGUUGCAACUAAAAGUGGUUCUGUCUCGGGGGGAAGACUGUAGCAGAAGUCGGUUUUGCCCGCUUCCUUCUUAGCUGUGAUUAUCCGCCAGCUUCUGCCACGUUAUAAACUGCCAGACGGAGGAGGCCGAGGUGUAAACAAACUGCUGUACACGGCAUGAGGAAGAGCUGGCCAUAGAAUUACCGAAAGGAGUGGUCCAUCCAGAGAAUCACUAUGACUGAUGGGGACUAUGACUACCUGAUUAAGCUCUUGGCUCUAGGAGAUUCCGGAGUCGGGAAGACAACGUUCCUUUACCGAUACACAGACAACAAGUUCAAUCCUAAAUUCAUCACAACAGUGGGAAUCGACUUUCGGGAAAAAAGAGUGAUAUACAGCAAUGCAGGACCAGGUGGCACUCCUGGCAAAACGUUCAAGGUGCAUUUGCAACUUUGGGACACUGCUGGGCAAGAACGGUUCCGAAGUCUCACUACAGCAUUUUUCAGAGAUGCCAUGGGCUUCUUGUUGAUGUUUGAUCUCACUAGUCAACAGAGCUUCUUGAAUGUCAGAAACUGGAUGAGCCAACUUCAAGCAAACGCUUACUGCGAGAAUCCCGACAUUGUUUUAAUUGGCAACAAGGCUGACUUGUCAGACCAGAGAGAGGUGAAUGAAAGGCAAGCGAAGGAACUUGCUGAUAAAUAUGGCAUUCCCUAUUUUGAGACAAGUGCGGCUUCUGGGAAAGAUGUGGAGAAGUCAGUGGACACUCUUCUGGACUUGAUAAUGAAACGGAUGGAACAGUGUGUGGACAAGACCCAAGUACCAGACGCUGUUAACGGUGGAACCUCUGGGAAACUAGAUGAAGCCAAGCCAGAAGGAAGGAAGUGUGCAUGCUAAAAUAAUCUACAAACUGGGAGAAUCACAAAUACCUAAGGUCAAAUGGCUGAGCAAAACCACUUUCCCAGGAAUCCACUGGGCCACUGACCAUUGCUCUUCUGCCAUUGAUCUAUUCUAACAUUCCAAAAAGAGACUCUCCCCCUGGGAUUUCCCUUGAUACUGUGUAGCAGUGCUGGUGAUUGGGUUGGUUUGAUAUUUGAGGAAUACUCAGAGUUGCUACUCACACUGGUUACUCAUCACUGCUAUAUGGCAACGCCACUUAUGAAGGAAUUGUCAACCACGAGAUGCACAUUGAAAGGAAAUAUAAAGAGGAAAAAAGAUGUUGCUAUAACUCAACGGAAAAUAUUCUAUUUUGGUGUCGUUACAGGUCAAAUUUUCGUUGUGCCAUUUGCUGCAAGCCUCCCCCCCACCCCCCCCGUAUUGCAAGCACGUGAUUGAAUUAGGCAAUACCGGCUUCUGUUUUAUUACCAUGUAUUAUAUCGACUUUGUGCUGUUAACAUUAAAACAAAAGAGUAAAAAAAGUCCUGUCUUAUACGUGGCGAAAAAUCCUGCUCUUUAUCAACUGUUUGUGGCUGAUUCUACGGUGUCUGUUCAAUGCUCUUUAUUGCUAUUGGCAAAAAAAAUAUAUAUAUAUAUCGAAAGUGCUGUUACAAUCAGGGACUUAGUGAGCCUCGUUCUGUAUGUUGACCAUACGCUGUUUAAUGAUCGCCACAGCUCUCUUGGGUGCUUAAAUGUUUCAAGGAGUCUGGGAUUUUCUUCUCGGCACACGCGGGAAGAACGGAUUACAUGACCCGCUCGACAUUGGGGAAUUUGCUCUUCCUCCGUCUUUGGGAAAUGGUCUACGUAUUGGGAUUUGAGAGGUUGAAAGUUCUAUUAUGAUUUUUGUCUAAAAUUUAACUGCCGCUGUUAAAACUAUUAAAGAAAAAUAUACCCUGUU
This is a messenger RNA of Xenopus laevis (African clawed frog), 2038 nucleotides long. RefSeq names its product RAB27B, member RAS oncogene family L homeolog (gene rab27b.L). NCBI's taxonomy places the organism in Eukaryota, Metazoa, Chordata, Amphibia, Anura, Pipidae. Gene Ontology annotation, cellular component: endomembrane system; cytoplasm; late endosome. Bases 445 to 1101 code for a protein of 218 amino acids. The record is from RefSeq and is a predicted model, not a curated record. The transcript has 7 exons. Gene Ontology annotation, molecular function: G protein activity; GTP binding; GTPase activity.